CUCCCUCAUCAGAGUAUCCGCAGUAUGUGUCCAUCCUAGAAAUCUUUUUUAGGCAUUAAGUAUUAAAAAAUACAAAGAUUCGAGGCAGGAAGAGGAGGAGGAGGAGGAAGUGGUGAGACGUAGGAGACGAAGCGGAGAAAAAUAAACACACAGCAGAACACCGAGUCAGCGACAUGGCCGGAAUCAAAGGUUACUCUUUGCUCGUUACAUUAGCCUUUGCAGGCUCUAUUGGUAUGACAUUUGUCAUACUAGGUUGUGCACUCCCAGCUUACAAAGUCUGGUGGCCAUUAAUGGUAGUAUUAUUUUAUUUAUUAUCUCCAGUACCCACAUUGUUAGCAAGGCGUUAUUCAGAAACCACAGGAUCUCCUAGUAGUGCAUAUUUAGAGUUAGCAAUAUUUGUAACCAUGGGAUUUGUUGUAUCGUCAUUUGCUCUUCCAAUUGUGUUAGCAAGAUCUCCAGAAAGUGAUCCAGUAAUAAAAGUUGGAGCAUGUUAUUUAACAUUAGCAGGCAAUGUUAUUGUUUACUUGACUAUUAUUGGAUUCUUCAUAGCAUUUGAUCAAGAAGAUUCAGACUACAGCAUGUGGUGAUGUGGUUGACAAUUGUACUUAUUUGUUAUGAUAAUUUACCUGAUCAAUGUGAAACGAGCGUUUCAAUUUCUGACAGACUGAUUGCUACAAUUUUUAUUCUAAAUAUAAAUAUACUAUACAAUUGUAAUACAUUACAUACACACGAGUUGGAUCGAUAUUUCUACUGUAUUCAGACUAUUUGUAUUGCCUCUCAAAUGAAUCAUAUACAAUGAGCAUUUUCAUAAAAAUAUUUGUACUGAACACUAAAACUUGCGAGAUAAAAAAAAAAAAACAAAACAACUAGCUUUAAAAAUGUUUUUGGAAAAAGUUUUCUGCAAUAAAAAAAUUUAAUUCCUAUCAUCAUUACUCAUUCAUUUGUCGUUGUACUUAUAAACUUACCCCCAUUGAUGAAAAUGUGAAAAAAAUAGUUCAUA
Copidosoma floridanum is the source of this 1000-nucleotide messenger RNA. RefSeq names its product leptin receptor gene-related protein. NCBI's taxonomy places the organism in Eukaryota, Metazoa, Arthropoda, Insecta, Hymenoptera, Encyrtidae. Gene Ontology annotation, cellular component: endosome. Gene Ontology annotation, biological process: late endosome to vacuole transport via multivesicular body sorting pathway. The record is from RefSeq and is a predicted model, not a curated record.